AUGGGUGAUGCAACUCCAACAACAACUGUGGCUGGUGGAGGUUCACAAGCUUUAAAUGACUAUGUUAUGGUUUCAUUUCAUGCUUACUAUCUUCAUCCUUCAUAUGCUCCAGGGAUGGUCCUAGUGAGCGCACCUUUUGAUUGUAAAGGAUUUGAAGGAUGGAGAAGAGCUAUGUUAAUAGCUCUAUUAGCUAAAAACAAAAUUGGUUUCAUUGAUGGAAAUCUCCCCAAACCUGCAUCUGCUCCUCUGCUCAAUGCAUGGACUAGAUGUAAUGACACGAUCCUUUCAUGGCUCUUAAACUCUCUGUCAAAAGAUAUUGCAGAGAGUGUUCUGUAUUCUCACAGUGAUCAGUACCUUUGGGAAGAUCUGGAGGCAAGAUAUGGACAGACCAAUGGCCAAACUCUUCUAACUACAAAAGAAAUUAUCAGGUUUAGUUCAAGAAAGGAUAAAACUAACAAGGCACAAGAAGAUGAGUGGUUAUUGCAAUUUUUGAUGGGUUUGAAUGACUCUUACUUGGGAGUGAGAAGGAACAUUUUCAUGAAUAAUCCACUCCCUUCAAUAGGACAUGCUUAUUCUUUUGUUAUACAGGAUGAGAAAUAA
Messenger RNA from Solanum stenotomum, 600 nucleotides. RefSeq lists its product as uncharacterized. The record is from RefSeq and is a predicted model, not a curated record. NCBI's taxonomy places the organism in Eukaryota, Viridiplantae, Streptophyta, Magnoliopsida, Solanales, Solanaceae. Bases 1 to 600 code for a protein of 199 amino acids. The transcript is spliced from 2 exons.